UUAUGCAUACGACGAAGAAGAAGACGGAGGCGCACACUACGUUUUGUUGUUGUGGCUGUAGUACCCAUGUCCACUGUCAUUUAAACUAAGUUCGUCUGGAAUCUAAACCGUCUGCUAUUUUGUUGUUCACCUGGAAGUCAGUCUCCGGGAAAUAUGUUCCACGGUCGGCCUCCGCCGAGGGGACCUUUCGACGGCCGCGGGCCGCCGCCAUCACGGCCUUACCCGCUAGCAGGCCACGGAGAUGACAGGAACCGAAUCCGACCCCCAUACCACUCCGGGUACCACGACCACGACCACGGACACACGGACUACCGGCGCUCACCUCCGUACCGUAAUUACGCUCCCAAGCCCUCAGGAGGCUACCGAGGUGGAGGGCAUUGGUCCUGUGCUCCGCACAGAGAAAGGUCCCAUUCACCCCGCCAGACGCUUCCGGUUAACCACAACCUCGUCAUCACUGUUGGCAACGAGCUCACAGGCUCCUCCCCCUCACAACGUCACGACAGAGAUCUUCAUCGCAAGUAUGAGCGCAGUCACAGCCGAGACCGGAGUCCGGACCGGAGCCGUGCGAAGAGUCGUGGACGCAGCAAGAGCCGGGCGAGGAGCAAGAGCCGCCAUCACAGCCGCAGUUUAGACCGCGGCCGGGCUCAGAGCCGCGGACGCAGUAAGAGCCGCCCUCGCAGCAGGUCCAGGUCCAGAGAGGAGAGUCGUGGGCGGUCUUCAAGUAAAGCACCAAGCCGGGCCCGCAGUAAAAGCAGGAAGAGGAGGAGUCAGAGCAGCUCCAGCAGCUGCAGUAGCGCUGAACACAAACUGCGAGGUGGUGGGCGCAGGAUGGAGCUGGAGGACAUGUGGAGUCUGCCCACUAAGUCCAUUUUGAAGAAGCGCACCGAUUAUGAGGAUUCGCCUUCAGUCAAGAGCACAGAUUUGCCCAGAGGCGUGGAGACGUCCAGCAUGUCUCACGUGGCUGAGCAGCUGCUGCAGGCCGUCAGAGGGAUGGAACCGACUGCCGUGGCGUCCAUGUUGUCAGAGCUGCAGUCCGACCCGCAAAUGGCUCAGCGCGCCAACAUCAAUGAGAUCCUAAACCUGCUGGAUCCGCUCGUGACUGAAAGAGCAAAGAGUCCAGACGAGACAGCGGUUGACAUUGACGACGAGGAGAAGUUUCUGUAUGGAGAGUCGGCUGAGCCCAAGACGCCUGCGCCGCCCCAACUGCCUCAAAACCUCAUGUUUGAUCUGUACGGGGAUGUGACGGAGGAGGUGCUGUAUGGUGAUCUUCUGCCACCUACCACUGCCGCCGCUUCAGUGUAUGACAUCCCAACAGUGGCUUUGCCUCAUCUUCAGGCUCCUCGCACCACCAGCGAGAUCAACACCACCUGCCUGCCCUCCAGCCUCAAACCCAACAAUGUGGGCAAAGUGUUGACUCAAGCCCCCCAGCUGGAGCAUGUGAGGGAUCAGCAGGCACGGGACGAGUACCAGAAUAUCCAGAGCUUGCUGAAAACCAUCGGCUUUGACCUCGGCAUGACCGAGAUCACUAAAAUGGCCGCCAGGACCAAGGAGCGGCUGGAGGGAAAUAAGCCAAGUCGCAAGACAGCGAUGCAACGCAGACGUCACUCGUCCAGCAGCUCAGAAAACAGCUGCAGGAAGCGGCGCCACAGCAGCAGUAGCAGCUCCAGCUCUACCAGCGAUGUGAGUGGCGGCCUCGUGACCAACUGGACCACUGAAGGCGGCCGCAGCAACACAACCGCCCCCUCCACACCCUACCAAGACGCCAAAGCAGAGUGCAGCACCGCCAUCUCGAAAGAGUUGGAACAGCAAGCAUCCGACAGCACUGCCCCGCCGCCAUCAAGGGUGCCUAUUCCUUCCUACCCCCCACCUCAAGUCCACAACAUGAUGCCCCCAGGCUACCUGCCGCCGGGCUAUGCCCAGUACGGCAACUUUGUGCCCUACACACACCCGCAGUGGCCACCGAUGUACCCGCCCCCUGGCAUGACUCUGCCCCCGCCACCCAACAACAAUUUCAACCCCGCUCUGCCGUACAGCCAAGCUUUCGACCAGCAGCCCCCGGAGUCCAAAGUCAAAGGAGCACCUAUGGUUGCCAGUCAAGUGUCAGAGCAAGAAAAUAAUGAAAGCCAGAAACAGAAGGUUCUGGAGGAGCGUGAGAACCUGAAACAGGAGCGGGACUUGCGAAUGAAGAAGAAGGAAUAUCUGAUGAAAGAACUGGAGAAGCUCCGCAAGCAGCAAGGUGAGCUACUGAGGAGGAAGCGGCGGGAGAAAGAUGGCCACAAAGAUCCACUGCUGCAGGAGAUCGGCCGCCUGCAGGAGGACGUCAUCAAACAGAUCUCCAACCUCCGCAAGGAGCAUGAGGCUGCCGAGAAGAAACGCAGUGAGAUUGACAAGGUGGCGCUCAUUCUGGGCCUCACACCCUCUGACCGCCCCCGUAAAUUGUCUGACACGCGGGAAGAUGACGUGCCGCAGCCCCGAAGCAAGAAGCAGGAGGCAGAGCAUAGUCCUGGGCAGGAGCAAGAUGGUGGCAUGUCCCAGAAGCAAACCAUCUUGGCACCAAACCAGCCGUCUGUCAUUUCACCUUCCCCGCCCCCUGACCCAUUUGAGUACUAUGAUGCUGGGAAUCACUGGUGUAAAAACUGUAACGUCACCUCCGGCUCCAUGUUUGAUUUUUUUACACACUUGCACAGCAAAAUGCACUGGAAGACGCUGGACCCUUACGAGAGGCCUUGGGCUUCUUCGCCAUCCGAAGUUAUGAGGAAAACACCAAUAGAAGAGAAGCAAACAAAGCCAGCCAAAGGUUCUGAGUUCUUACUUCCUGUCCGAGGAUUUUUCUGUCUGCUGUGUAAAAAAUUCUUUGGAGAUGCCAUCUGUGCAGAAGAGCACACCACCACUCACUUUCACAAUGACUGCUACAAGAAAAAAAUGUACGAGAAUCCACUGUAUGAGCAGAGGAGGAACUUGGACCGGCAAGCUGGACUGGUCUCUGACGUGACUGGAAAGAAACGCAAAAAUGAGGAGGACAAAAUGGGCAAAAUCAAAGCCAAAAAGGAGAAAAAAGAUGAAGAGGAGGUUCAGUGUGAUGAUAUGUUGAAAGUUGAAAAGGAGGAAGAGAAGCCAAAAGCUCUGAAGAAAGAGGAUGAGCUUAAAACAAGCAAGUCUCGAGAUGAGCGUAGCCCUUCUCAUGGCAAGAAAAAUGAGGAUGAAAAGUAUGAGUCUAAGAAGAAAGAAAAGUAUUAUUCUAGCACAGAAGAAGAGGAGAGGCCCAAAUACAGCAGAAGAGUUGAGGAGGAGCAUUGUAAACAAAGCCAUGAAGGCCGUCGUUAUCGGCAUCACAGACAAGAAGAGGAUCACUAUGACAAAUGGCCUCGAUAUGACACAAGAGACGAGAACAGGCACAAAUCGGCAAAAUAUUUAGAGAGCCGAUCCAAACAUGAGCAUGAACGAGAUGACAGGGAAGCGGAGAAGGACACUUUGAAAAAGUCUGAAGGCACACCAGAGUUCAACAAGCCACCAAGGCCCCCCUACGGACCGCCCAAAAUCCUUUCUGGGCCUAGUCCGGCCAUGAGAGCUAAACUCCGCAAACAGAGCCUAGAAGCCGCCAAGUCCAUGGUGACCUCCUUCGGGAAGUUUACUUGGAGGAAAAAGGAGAGUCAGCUGGUUGUUGAUGCCCAGAAAGUGGCUGCCCAGUUCAUCAAGGAGGAUGAAGAAGCUGCCAAAUGUAGACCCACCGAAGACCCGUUUUUAAAGUCUGUGGCUGUUGCAAAGGAAAUUGCUCAGAAGUUACGAGAUAAAAGCGACACGCCACAGCCAUGGGCGUCAGCAGGUGCCAACCAAUCACAAAUCCGACCCAACCUCCCUGCCCCUGCCUCAGUACUGGGGCCAACAUUCACGACACCAAAACCUGCGCCGUUCAUAAGGCCCCAGCGCUCAGGUGGUCCACUGGCCCCUACAAACAGCAGCUUCCCAGCUUCUAACAUAAGGUAUGGUCCUCAUGCUUUUGUGCCUCGUCCUGUCCCACCUGUGUCCCAAUGUGUUCCACGUUUUGCUAGUCCUGGCCCAUCAGUCCCCAGACCAUCUCCAGCUGUGGCUCAGCCUGCCCCGUUGGUCCCCAAAGCAGCUUCGCUCGUGUCAAGUCCUGCCUUGUCAGUUUCUAAAGCAGCGCCACCUGAGUCUCCAUUGCUCCCCACUGCUGCUCCGCCGCUGUCUGGGCCAGAGCCAUUGGUGGUUAACCCGGCUCCUCAAGUAUGGAAGCCCAACACGGCAGACGUUGGUCCAUCUGAAACACCAACAACGGCAAACAUGGAGCCAGAUGUGGCAGCUCCUGGUGUCCCUGAGAGUGAGCAAACACGGGCUGUGUUUGUCAAGCCUCCACCAUUAUUCAACAAGGCAGAUGGAGCUCAGAGGUCUGAGAAACCAAAAAGUAACCUGGCUGCAGCUAAAGCCCAGGACUUAUUUGGCAUCUUGUACAGCAGUAUGAAUAAGCCAGGACCCUUAUCGUUAGCAAAGUCAACUACAGUCAACAAAGGUGACAGUAGUAGCACCCAGUCCAGUAGUAGUACAUGUCCAACAGGACGAACUCCACAACCUUCCAACACACCUGAGCAGACUGAAAAUGGAAUGCCACAAAACCCAAAACACCAGUCCCAGUCAGAUAUUCACAUUGAAUCUGUAUGGUCUUUACAGACUGGCCCUGACUUAGCACCAGAGGGGGUUCUGAGUCAACAUGAUCAUGAACCUGCUAAGAUAGAACCCACAUCUCAAAGUCAGCAUGAAGUACAACCAGUUUCUGAAUCCAAACUACAUGAUGAUACCCCAAUCCAGGACUUUCCAGAACCCCUCCAAGAAACACCUCUAGUAACUGAGCCUAAAUACACGCCUUGUCGUAGAACUCGAGGAAAAACUGCUCAAAGGAAAACUCCUCCCCGUCUAUCCCAUGUCCGUCAAACCCGAUCCCAAACUAGAUCCCCAACCAGACAGCAGCAUUUUCAGGGCCAGUCUGAUUCAGACCCAGCUUCAGGAGAUUCUGACUUGAUCAUCUCAGAGUUGUCAGAUCACUGCUCUAAGUCACACAAAGAUGGCGAGUCACCAAGCAAGGAGAACCCUCAAGUGAUGGAAACAACAGCUGAAAAUGUGGACAUGACCCUUCCAGACUCCCAGUUGACCUUGAGUGAGAAGGGGUCAGAGUGACAAUCAGUGAUGGUGGUGGGUUCAUUAAAUGAAAGUUUCUAAGACCAUGGAUCGACUUGAACCACUUGGACUUUUUUUUGUUGUUGUUGUUGUUUAGAAUGGUUUGUCUCAGAACAUUCUUGUUCUUGAUCCAAGAUUCCAUUAAAGACUUUGCCCUUAGUUACCCAGGCAUUGGUCCAGUACCGACAGACCAAUUUUGUGGUUGCCUUCAUAUUAAUAAAAUACAUUUGUCAUUCCAAAGUAAAAGAAAAUACUGUAAGAUUCCAAUGAAGAGCGUUUUCCCCCCAUCAAGUUCGGGUUCACUGUUUAAUUUUGUUCUGCCAGUCGCUUUGUCCUGCUGGUCGUAGAUUACUUAGGCUAAAUUUUACCUGGAGGUCUCCAUUGAGGAGUUCUGACAAAUGAUGGCACGCCCGCCAACUUAGUCCAGUAAAUUGAUGUUUUGCGGAUUCAGUAAGGAUUGAGUUCCCUCGAUGUAAGUCACAUCUGCUUGUCUUGUAAGUUGUUUUUUAUUAAAAGUUCCUUUGGGAAAAACUGCUGCACACGUGAUUUAAACACAGUUUAGAUGCAUGGUUUCUUUACGGUGACUUAGGAAAAUUAACCUUCAAUUUCGUUGUACCUGUUAGAAUGACAAUAAAGACAUUCUCUUCUAUUCAGCACUGAAAAGGAAAAACCUCAGUCAUCAUUUAUCAAUAGUACCUGUGGAAAACGAUGAUCUUGAAUGCUUAGUUCAUAAUCAUAUAUAUACUUGGCAUCAGCAAAUCAUGUUAGCAAAUUCUGAUGUAAUUGUGUGGGAGGGUGAAAUGAUAGAAAAGAGCUGCAGU
Messenger RNA from Dunckerocampus dactyliophorus (ringed pipefish), 6008 nucleotides. It is a transcript of the gene znf318, whose product is annotated as zinc finger protein 318. Gene Ontology annotation, cellular component: nucleoplasm. The transcript is spliced from 11 exons. The record is from RefSeq and is a predicted model, not a curated record. NCBI's taxonomy places the organism in Eukaryota, Metazoa, Chordata, Actinopteri, Syngnathiformes, Syngnathidae. The coding region runs from base 154 to 5187 and encodes 1677 amino acids. Gene Ontology annotation, molecular function: zinc ion binding; nucleic acid binding. Gene Ontology annotation, biological process: negative regulation of DNA-templated transcription; positive regulation of DNA-templated transcription.